AUGUCUCAGCAAAAUUUCUCAAACUCUGAGAUUACUCAAACAAAUAUGAAAUCCCGAUCCCACACCAUCCCCCACCCUCAGACCUCCACUCCACCUCCUCCUCCUCCUCCUCCUCUUGUCUCCGAUUUAACAUCUUCUUCUUCGAGAAAGGUGGUCGCCAGAAAAAAUGCUAGUAGGCCACCGUCAGGAAAGGACCGCCACAAGAAAGUGGACGGUCGGAGCAGGAGAAUAAGAAUUCCGGGAAGUUGUGCAGCCCGUGUGAUUCAGCUCACUCGGGAACUCGGACACAAAACCGAUGGAGAGACCAUACAAUGGCUACUCCACAAGGCGGAGCCAGCAAUAAUUGCUGUGACGGGGGUUGGAGUCAGUCCGAUGAACUCCGUCACCACCACCGCGUUCAGAAUCCAAGCUUCCAACAUCGAUCAGGUCCCUGUCCAUGUCCCUGCAGCGAACCAUGCUUUUCAGCCGACGAAAGCCAUGCAAGAAGGUGGAAAUCGUGGCUUCGCGGUUCCACAGCCGCCAUCGCCACCUCUGCCGCGGCCAAUGUCAUUUACUGCUAUGCUCCUCCAGCCGUUGGGGCAGGAGGAGAACUUUCAUGGAUUUCCUGGAAAUGGCCUGUAG
Molecule: messenger RNA, 621 nt
Organism: Olea europaea var. sylvestris
Lineage: Eukaryota; Viridiplantae; Streptophyta; Magnoliopsida; Lamiales; Oleaceae
Product: transcription factor PCF1-like
Exons: 1
Coding region: 1-621 (206 amino acids)
Cellular component (GO): nucleus
Molecular function (GO): DNA-binding transcription factor activity; sequence-specific DNA binding
Source: RefSeq, a predicted model, not a curated record